CAUCUGUUCUAUUUUAUUCAUUCUUUGUCUAACUCUCUUUCCCACAAAGACAAAUCUUCUCAUGGAAUCGCAUUGCUUCACAUAUGUUGUUAUCACUGUUCUUAUAGCACUCUCAGUGAGGUUGGCGGAGACAAGUACUCCAUGUGAAUUUCCGGCCAUAUUUAACUUCGGCGAUUCGAACUCCGACACCGGUGGCUUGGCUGCAAUAUAUGCAUAUAACCCUCCUCCUAAUGGCGAAUCAUAUUUCCACAAACCUGCUGGCCGCUACUGCGAUGGCCGUCUUGUCAUUGAUUUCAUAGCUGAGAGUUUAAAAUUGCCGUAUUUGAGUGCCUACCUUGAUUCAGUGGGAAGCAACUUCACACAUGGAGUCAACUUUGCCACGGCAGGGUCAACCAUCAGACCCCAAAACACAACUUUUAAACAGACCGGUUACAGUCCCAUUUCCUUGGACGUUCAGUGGAAUGAGUUCUAUAGUUUUUACAGUAGAUCUCAAACUACUCGUCAAAGAGGUGGAGUUUUUGAAAAGCUUUUGCCAAAGGCUGAAGUUUUCUCUCGCGCUUUGUACACAUUUGACAUUGGUCAGAACGAUUUAACAGCUGGUUACUUCUUGAACAUGACCACUGGCGAAGUUAAAGCAUAUGUACCUGAGCUACUGAAUCAGUUCAAAACCAUUGUUAAGCAUGUGUAUGGCCAAGGAGGUAGAUACUUUUGGAUACACAACACUGGUCCCGUCGGCUGUCUAGCAUAUGUCUUGGAGCGCCUUCCGGUUACAUCCGCACAGAUGGAUAAAGCAGGAUGUGCUUCGCCUUUCAAUGAAGUCGCGCAGUUUUUCAACCGCGGAUUAAAGGAAGCUGUGGUCCAAUUGAGAAAGGAUUUACCAUUAGCUGCAAUAACUUAUGUUGAUGUUUACUCAGUAAAGUACUCCCUCUUUAGCCAGUCAAAGAAGCAUGGGUUUGAGCAACCACUAAGAGCAUGUUGUGGUCACGGCGGGGAGUACAACUACAACGUUAGCACGGGGUGUGGUUCAAAGAUGGAAGUGAAUGGAAAAGAUAUUUUAGUGGGAAAGGCUUGUAAGGAUCCUUCUGUUUGGAUAAACUGGGAUGGAUAUCAUUUCACUGAGGCAGCUAACAAGCAGAUUUUCGAUCAGAUUGUAAAUGGGUCAUUUUCUGACCCGCCAAUUCCACUCAAAAUGGCUUGCCAUAGAAAGCUAGAACAUUCAUGAUCUAGACACUUGUACUACUUAAUUUAUCAGUCUUGUUACUUCUUUUCUAGUUCAGUUUGAUAAUAUGGGGAGCCAAUUGGAACAUUUUAUUAUGGAUUCGUCCCAUUCAAAUUGUAAGUCAUAGCAAUCAAGACCAUAUAUU
Messenger RNA from Morus notabilis, 1364 nucleotides. RefSeq names its product alpha-L-fucosidase 3. Lineage: Eukaryota; Viridiplantae; Streptophyta; Magnoliopsida; Rosales; Moraceae. Bases 62 to 1222 code for a protein of 386 amino acids. Gene Ontology annotation, molecular function: hydrolase activity, acting on ester bonds. The record is from RefSeq and is a predicted model, not a curated record. The transcript has 5 exons.